AUGGCAGAAAACUUUCUUAUUUUACCUGGUCCAAAGGCAUUAUCACAGUUUCGUGUUAAUACCUUGAUCCAGGAGGUGGAGAAAAAACUUGGUCAACCACAGUUGAUCGAAGGGGUUGCUAGCCAGUAUACCCAUUACGUUUCAUUGAAGAAGCCCCUUACUGCAAAGCAGUUGGAGUUGUUGAAAAUUUUGUUAACCUAUGACAACCCCGUUGAUGACAACCAGCCCUUGAACAAGGAGUUGAUCAAAUAUUCGACUGGAGGUGAACACAAAUUCGCCAACACGGAAAGCAGUCAAGAGUUGAUUCAGAUUUUGCCACGACCAGGAACAAUUUCUCCAUGGUCAUCCAAGGCAACUGAUAUCUCUCAAAUCUGUGGCUUGGGAGACUUUGUCGAGAGGAUAGAGCGUGGAUUGUCAUUAUUGAUUCAAUACAAAAAUGGCGCUUCCGCCAAGGUGCAAGGUGAAGCCUUGACCUCAGUUUUUGACAGAAUGACUCAAAAGCUUUACAUUAACAAUGAUUUCCCACAAUACAAUGAUUUAUUUGCCCACCACGAGCCAAAACCUCUUGUUGUCGUUGACCUCUUGGGCGAUGAGAGCAACUUGACAAAGGCCAAUAAGGAGAUGGGUUUGGCAUUGGAUAAAGGUGAAAUUGAAUACUUGACAAAUGCAUUUACUCAAGUUAUUGGACGCAACCCUACGGAUGUUGAACUUUUCAUGUUUGCUCAAGUCAAUUCCGAGCACUGUCGUCACAAGAUUUUCAAUGCAGACUGGACAAUUGACGGAGAAGCAAAAGAAAAGUCCCUUUUCAAAAUGAUUAGAAACACUCAUGAGAAAAACCCACAAUACACCGUUUCUGCCUACUCAGACAAUGCAGCUGUUUUUGAAGGUCCCGAAGGUUACGUGUUUACCCCAGACUUUAAAACCAAGCAAUGGAAGUCGAUCAAAGAAAACGUUCAAACAUUGGUGAAGGUGGAAACACACAACCAUCCAACUGCGGUAUCACCUUUUGCAGGUGCUGCUACCGGUUCUGGUGGUGAAAUUAGAGAUGAAGGUGCCGUUGGAAGAGGCUCCAAGUCCAAAGCAGGUUUAUCUGGUUUUACUGUCUCGGAUUUGAACAUCCCAGAUUUGAAACAACCAUGGGAAAGAGAUAUUGGAAAACCAAAUCACAUUGCAAGCUCAUUGGACAUUAUGAUCGAAGCUCCAAUUGGAUCUGCCGCAUUCAACAAUGAAUUUGGUAGACCAGCAAUUAAUGGUUAUUUUAGAACAUUGACCACUGAGGUUGAAAACGGUAAAGGUGAAAAAGAAGUUAGAGGAUUUCAUAAACCAAUUAUGUUGGCUGGUGGUAUGGGUGCCAUUAGACCUGAUUUGGCAUUGAAGAAUAGGAAAAUUACCCCUGGCGCCAAGUUGAUUGUGUUGGGUGGUCAAUCAAUGCUUAUUGGAUUGGGAGGUGGUGCUGCUUCCUCAAUCAGCUCUGGUGAAGGUUCAGCAGAGUUGGAUUUUGCUUCAGUGCAAAGAGGUAACCCUGAAUUGCAAAGAAGAGCACAACAGGUUAUUGAUGCGUGUGUCUCACUCGGUGUCGAUGGCAACCCUAUCCAGUCCAUCCACGAUGUUGGUGCUGGUGGUUUAAGUAAUGCUUUACCCGAAUUGGUCCACGACAACGAUUUAGGUGCCAGAUUUGAAUUGAGAAGCAUUCUUUCAUUGGAACCAGGAAUGUCACCAAUGGAAAUCUGGUGUAACGAAUCUCAAGAGAGGUAUGUCUUGGGUGUCGCUCCAGAAAACCUUGAAUUAUUUUCUGAGAUUUGUAAGCGUGAAAGAGCACCAUUUGCAGUUGUCGGUGAUGCCACUGAAGAGCAACGUUUGGUGUUGACUGAUUCUUUAUUGAAGACCACACCAAUCGACUUGGAAAUGUCUGUUCUUUUUGGCAAACCACCAAAGAUGUCACGUGUUGCCGAAACUGAAGAUUUGCAUUUGAAACCAUUUUCGACUUCAAACUUGGACAUUGAUGAGUCGAUUCAACGUGUUUUGCAAUUGCCUUCAGUUGGUUCCAAAUCUUUUCUUAUCACCAUUGGUGACCGUUUCAUUACCGGUUUGGUGGAUCGUGAUCAAAUGGUUGGUCCAUGGCAAGUUCCAGUUGCUGAUGUUGGUGUUACUGCAACUUCUUUAGGUGACACUGUAUUGGCAACCGGUGAAGCAAUGGCCAUGGGUGAAAAACCUAAUUUGGCUCUCAUUUCUGCUGCUGCUUCGGCCAAGAUGUGUGUUGCUGAGUCAUUGUUGAAUCUUUUUGCUGCAGAUGUUUCCUCAUUGGAGCAUGUUAAGCUUUCAGCAAACUGGAUGUCAGCAGCCAAUCACCCAGGUGAAGGUGCCAAGUUGUAUGAAGCUGUGCAAGCUAUUGGAAUGGAGUUGUGUCCUGACUUGGGAAUCUCCAUUCCGGUAGGUAAAGAUUCCAUGAGUAUGAAGAUGAAAUGGGAUGACAAGGAGGUUACAGCUCCAUUAGCAUUAACAGUCACAGCAUUUGCUCCAGUCGACAACACCUCGAGAACUUGGACGCCACAACUUUUGCCUGUUGAUGACACAGUCUUGGUUCUCGUCGACUUGGCUGCAAAAGAACAGAAAAAGUCUCUUGGUGGCUCUGCAUUGGCUCAAGUUUACAAAGAAGUUGGCGACUCAGCACCUACCGUGCACUCUAAUAAAGUCUUGAAAUCGUUCCUUCAAUCCUUGGUUGUGCUACACAAACAGUUUCCUGUUUUGGCAUAUCACGAUAGAUCCGAGGGUGGUUUAUUGACCACUGUUUUGGAGAUGGCAUUCGCAGGUAGAUGUGGAUUAGACAUUGCAUUGAGUGGUGAAGAUGACAAGUUUGUUGAGUUGUUUAAUGAGGAAUUGGGAGCUGUGUUCCAAAUCAAAUUCCAAGACUUGAUUCAAUUUAAGGAAGUAUUGAAGACUAAUGGAGUCGAUGAAGAGUAUGUUAAAGUUGUUGGAAGACCAAACUUUGGUGGUGACCAGUCAGUAAACAUCUCAUAUAACGGAACUCCAAUCUACACUUCAUCUCGUUCCGACUUGCAAAAAUUAUGGAGCAACACUUCUUACCAUAUUCAGAAAUUGAGAGACAAUCCUUUAACUUCUGAACAAGAAUAUAAAGCAAUUGAAGAUAACAAGGAUCCUGGUAUUCAGUAUCAGUUGACAUUUAACCCAUCAGAUCGUAAAACAUACAAUACAAGACCCAAGGUUGCCAUUUUGAGGGAGCAAGGUGUCAAUUCUCAACAGGAGAUGGCAUGGAGUUUCUUGCAAGCCGGAUUUGAUGUUUUUGACGUUACAAUGUCGGACAUUUUGGACGGCAGAGUUACACUUGAUGACUUUGUUGGUUUAGCUGCAUGUGGUGGGUUCUCAUAUGGUGAUGUCUUGGGUGCAGGUGCAGGUUGGGCCAAAUCAGUGUUGUUCAAUGAACGCGCGAGAAGUGAAUUUAAAAAGUUUUUCCAAGAAAGAGAAGACACAUUUGCCUUUGGUGCUUGUAAUGGUUGUCAAUUUUUUAGUCGAAUUGCUGAAUUGAUUCCAGGCUCUGAUCACUGGCCAACGUUUGAGAGAAACUUGUCUGAACAAUACGAGGCUAGGUUUGUUAUGGUUGAAGUUGAGGCAAGCGAAAAGAAUAACUCCAUCUUUUUGCAAAACAUGAAAGGCUCUAAAUUGCCCAUUGCAGUGGCGCACGGUGAGGGUCGCGCCCAAUUCAAGUCGGCCGAGGAUGCAGAAAGUUUCAAUUUGGAUGUUGUUCAUUACGUGGAUAAUUAUGGUAAUGUUACUCAAAAUUAUCCAUUCAAUCCAAAUGGUUCUCCAAAGGGUAUUGCUGGUAUCAGUUCCAAGAAUGGUAGAGUUUUAGCAAUGAUGCCUCACCCUGAAAGAGUCACGCGUAAGGAAGCUAACUCAUUCUACCCACCUGCUCAAGGUGAAGAAUGGGGUGCUUACGGUCCAUGGGUCGAGUUGUUUAAAAACGCCAGAGCAUGGGUUGGAGACGUUUAA
Molecule: messenger RNA, 4008 nt
Organism: Lodderomyces elongisporus
Lineage: Eukaryota; Fungi; Ascomycota; Pichiomycetes; Serinales; Debaryomycetaceae
Gene: ADE6
Product: phosphoribosylformylglycinamidine synthase
Exons: 1
Coding region: 1-4008 (1335 amino acids)
Biological process (GO): 'de novo' IMP biosynthetic process
Molecular function (GO): phosphoribosylformylglycinamidine synthase activity
Source: RefSeq, a predicted model, not a curated record